CUCUUAAUAUGUGUGUUCAAAGUUCAAACAACAAUUUUGGGAAAUGAACAAGGCAUUAAACAGAGGAUACAAACUAUAAUUAGAAUCGACUUCAUUCCACCCAGUAUAUAAUUGGUAACGUUAGAUAUCGCCUCAUUCUUUUCACAACCAAUCUUGUUUUAACAUAACCAACAAACAAUACUCUCUCCCUCUAAUCCAAAAACUCCAUUUCUCUGCAAAUCCAAAUCCACACAAACCCUAAUUAAUGUGGCGACCGUGGCGCAAAUCGUCGGUUAAGAUUCACGACACCUACUCUCCCACCGCUUCCUCCUCCUCCUCCUCCUUCUCUUUCAAAGACAUCCACCACCUCUGCACCGACGAUUCCUCUUCCUCACCUUCUUCUCCUUAUCAUUCUUCUUCUUCUUCUCCCUCACAUAAUCGCGUCUCCAGAGUUUUCCACCGAGUAUGCGCCUCGAAUCUCAUCCUCCGAUCCUGGCCAUCUCGUCCCUCUAACAACCUCCUCCGCGCAGACUCCGCACCCGUCAAUCUACGCCGCAGCAAUCCGGAACCAGAAUCCAAAAAAUCCGAGCCAGAUGCUAUACGCAUCUCGAUCCCCGGCGCGGAGAGCAGCAUCGUCGUCUACUUCACCAGCCUCCGCGUGGUCCGUCCCACGUUCGAAGACUGCCGAGCCGUCACGGCGAUCCUCCGCAGCUUCCCCGUGCGGAUCGACGAGCGAGAUCUCUCGAUGGACGCGUCGUUCGCGGCGGAGCUGGAGCGGAUCUUCGAGGAAGAGAGCCAGACGACGAAGCAGCUGCAGCUGCCGCGCGUAUUUAUCGGCGGACGGUACGUCGGAGGAGCGGAGGAGGUGAAGCAGCUCCACGAGAUCGGGGAGCUGAAGAAACUCGUGCAGGAGUUGCCGAGGAUCGAGUUGCCGCGUGUGUGUGAGAUGUGCGGCGGUCACAGUUUCGUGCCGUGCAAUGUCUGUCACGGUAGCAAUAAGGUGCAUACGGAGAAGGUAGGGUUCAGAGAAUGCUCGACUUGCAACGAGAACGGGCUCGUUAGGUGUUCGUCUUGUUCGUUUCCGCAUCCCGCGCCUAACUCGUAGAUUUUUUUUCUGUUCUUAAAAGUUUUUUGUUCUCGAUAAUUGGAAUAAUUAAGAAUAUUUUUUUUUUAUUAUAUUUCAGAAGUCUCGAGUUUGUAAAA
This is a messenger RNA of Raphanus sativus (radish), 1182 nucleotides long. RefSeq lists its product as uncharacterized. The transcript has a single exon. NCBI's taxonomy places the organism in Eukaryota, Viridiplantae, Streptophyta, Magnoliopsida, Brassicales, Brassicaceae. The record is from RefSeq and is a predicted model, not a curated record. The coding region runs from base 245 to 1084 and encodes 279 amino acids.